GCCCUGGAGCACGUUGGCAGAUGAGUGGGUGGCAGAAGUCGGGGCCUCCCUUAGAUGUAUAUAGGCACCGGCAUGAUAGAGGAGGGCCCCGUGACUCGAGGCAAGCUGGGCGGAAUGCAGGAGCCCCACUGUGCUUCUAGAAGCUGGGUUCCCACUGCCGCUGCCACACACCCUGACUUCCCACCCAGGCGCCAGGAUCCGACUUGGAACACUCGGCCUGACAAACAGCUUCUCUUGGAAUCGACCCACCUGUUCCUUUGUUAACAUAAACAAGAGCUCUUCUGUACGAGCCCCAUGGCAUCCUGCCCUGUCCUGCAGAAGGAGAAAGUGUUCCAGUCAGGAGCCCAUGCCUACAGAAUCCCCGCUCUGCUCUACCUGCCUCAACAGAAGACACUGCUGGCCUUUGCAGAAAAGCGGAUGAGCAAGAAGGAUGAGCACGCAGAGCUGAUUGUCCUGCGCAGAGGGAGCUAUGACGCAUCCAGCCACCACGUCCAGUGGCACGCUCAGGAGGUGGUGGCCCAAGCCCAGCUGGAGGGCCACCGGUCCAUGAACCCUAGCCCCUUGUACGACGAGAAGACAGGAACCCUCUUCCUCUUCUUCAUUGCCAUCCCCGGGCAGGUCUCCGAGCACCACCAGUUGCAUACGAGGGUCAAUGUGACGCGGCUGUGCCAGGUCACCAGCACUGACCACGGCAGGUCCUGGAGCCCUGCCAGGGACCUCACUGGCCCUGCCAUCGGCGCAGCCCACAAGGAAUGGGCCACCUUCGCGGUGGGCCCAGGGCACUGUCUGCAGCUGCACAACAAGGCCCAGAGUCUGGUGGUGCCCGCCUAUGCUUACCGGAACCUCCGCUCCCUCCCGAGGCCUUCCCCGUUCGCCUUCUGCUUCGUCAGCCACGACCACGGGCACACGUGGGAGAGGGGAAACUUUGUGGCCCAGGACACCCUGGAGUGCCAGGUGGCUGAAGUCGGGGGUGCGGAGCGGAGGGUGGUAUACCUGAAUGCCAGAAGCCCGCUCAGGGCCAGGGUCCAGGCCGAGAGCACCAACGAGGGGCUCGACUUCACGGAGGCCCAGGCGGUGAAGGAGCUCGUGGAGCCUCCCCACGGCUGCCAAGGGAGCGUCAUCAGUUUCCCAAACCCCCACGCGGGCUCAGGAGCCUGCGAUCAGUGGCUGCUCUACACUCACCCGACCGACCCGCAGCACAGAGCCGACCUGGGCGCCUACCUCCACCGGCGGUGCCCGGGCCGCGAGGCCUGGUCCAAGCCUGUCCUGCUGGCGGCCGGCGGCUGCGCCUACUCCGACCUGCAGGCCAUGGGCGCCGGCCCCGACGGCUCGCCCCAGUUCGGCUGCCUCUACGAGUCGGACCACUACGAAGAGGUCGUCUUCCUCAUGUUCACCCUGAAACAAGCCUUCCCCGCUGAGUUUGUGUCGCCGUGAGCCAUCGUGGCACCAGGAAGGACUCUCCGGCUGAGAGGCUCAGGCCUUUGCCUCUGGUUUUCCGGUUUUCCCUGGGUCUCCCUCACCCGGGGAGGCCGCUUCCCUAGGGGAAGCACGUGGGGAUUCCUCUCGGCUGGUCCUCCUCCUCCUUUGAUGGUCCUUCUAAGGGAUUCCACUCUCAGCCCACACGUUGAGGGAGCCUGGCUUCAGGGAAGGCACGGCCCCUGGACGGGCGGUGGGGAGAGCCGGCGCUCCGCAAGGCCCAGGCUGCCUGCUGCCGGCCCCAGCGUGUGCGGGGCUUGCUAAGUGACGGGGUCCAGGCCAUCUCCUCUGGGUCAAUGCUCCUCAUGUUCCUGGGGAGAGGCUGGGACAAGGAUGCGAAUUAGCAGAGGGGCGUGUGUGUGCGUGUGCAUAUGUGCACACGUGUGCUCGUGUGUUCUCAGUGAUGCCUUAGAGCAGACCGCACAGGAGACAGCUUUGCAGGGAGGUAGGGCAGGGCUAGGAAAAUUAAGCCAAUCUGAGUCAUUAUGUUAGUUUCCCGGGGCUCCCGUAACGAAUCAGUACAACUUUGGUGGCUUGAAACAACAGGAAUUUAUUCCCUGACGGUUCUAGAGGCUAGAAAUCCAAAAUCGAAGUGUCAGCAGGAUGAUACUCCCUUCGAAGGCCCUAGGGGAGAAACUUCCUUGCCCUUCCAGCGUCUGGUGACCUCCACUCAUGGCUACCCACCUUCCCUUAACGCCUCUAUCUAUGAAUAGUUUUCUUCCCUUCUCCUGUGCUUUCGCUUCUGUCUCUUACAAGGACACCUGUCGUUGGAUUUAGGGCACAGCCAGAUAACCCUCCACUCAAUUAUAUUUGCAAAGACUCUUCCCAAUAAUGUCACAUUCACUGAGGUUAGGACAUGGAUUUAUCUUUUGGGGCCAUCCUUCAAUCCCCUACACGCAUCAUAAGUGAUUUUGGAACAGGUGAUGUGGCCAAAGGUAGGAAUGAAAUUCAGAUGAAUCAGAUAAUUCCAAAGAACAAAGAGGGUAGGAGGGGCUGGGCUGUUGGAUGUGCAUCGGUGACACAGAGCUGCUCUGGGGCAUUCAGUGUUUGUAGUGACAGGAAUGCCACCCUGUGGAGGUGAAGAGAGAGGGAAAGGGUGCUGAGCCUGUGGGGUCCUCGCUGUAUAGAAAUGGCAGCGAGAAGACCACUCCCUGGUUGUCAUGAGGGUGAUAAUCCAAGAGAGGAACCCUAGGUGAAGGGGACUGACACUUCUCUGACCUCUGGGGUCUUCAGGAGCCUUUGUCACAUGUCCCAGUGGAAGAGUGGCCUCGCCCCCUGACCCCAUCAGAGCCCCUCCUACUGAUUGGAUCAAUCUAAUAGUUUGAUAGCAGGGAUCAAUGACAACAGUCAUGGGUUCUUGCAAUUGAGCCGUGUCUCCAGGUAGCCUGGCAGUGGUUAAAUGGAAUUUUUACAGUGCAGGGAGCUGGAAGUGUGGCUUUUGUUCUGGGUGUGUUUCCCCAGCACUGGUGUCCUAUCUGGGUGCUACCUCUCUGUGUGUGGUUUUAUGAAAUCCAGCUGGAAGGAUAAGGAAAUAGGGCCUGGUUAUUGCUGGGGUGGAAAGUAAGCCCCACUGCUUUGGGGAUGCCACCUGCUGUCUUCUGAAUCCUGCAAAUUUAGCUAUACAGAGGCCAGAGGCCUAGUCAGGGAAGUGAGGACACAGGCAUGCAGGCCAGGGGCAGCACAUUGUUAAGAGAUUUAGAGGUAGGGUGGCCAGAUAGUAUAUGAUCCAAAUCACAGGGAGCCUGCUUCUCCCUCUGCCUGUGUCUCUGCCUCUCUCUGUGUGUCUCUCAUGAAUAAAUAAUUAAAAUCUUAAAAAAAAAGA
Molecule: messenger RNA, 3298 nt
Organism: Nyctereutes procyonoides (raccoon dog)
Lineage: Eukaryota; Metazoa; Chordata; Mammalia; Carnivora; Canidae
Gene: NEU2
Product: neuraminidase 2
Exons: 3
Coding region: 295-1434 (379 amino acids)
Biological process (GO): oligosaccharide catabolic process; ganglioside catabolic process
Cellular component (GO): cytoplasm; lysosome; membrane
Molecular function (GO): exo-alpha-sialidase activity
Source: RefSeq, a predicted model, not a curated record